Molecule: messenger RNA, 2187 nt
Organism: Anopheles darlingi
Lineage: Eukaryota; Metazoa; Arthropoda; Insecta; Diptera; Culicidae
Exons: 4
Coding region: 1-1245 (414 amino acids)
Biological process (GO): sensory perception of taste
Cellular component (GO): membrane; dendrite; axon
Source: RefSeq, a predicted model, not a curated record
AUGUACCAUCACAAUCACGCAUUCGCCAAACUCUUUCCAAAUAUGCCCAAAGUAAUAGGCCGAUUCUCAUUCGAAGUGAACUCUGUCUUCGAUGAGAUAAGGCCUGUUUAUCGAGCCAGUAAAAUAAUGGGCAUUUUUCUCGAUACUAUUGAUUAUGAAAAACAAGAGAUUAUUCGUACGACGCAAGAUCAGGUUAUCCUAGUGUGUGCUGUUUCGUUAGAUUUGUACGCGCUAAAAGUGUCCAUCAGUCAGCCAUUGCAGUAUUCCGACUCUAUUCUCCUUAAUGCUGGAAUGUAUUGCUCGGUGAUUCUUGGUUUUCUAGUGUCGUUAUGUGUUCCCUUAUGCAACCGUUUCUUUGGACGCCGAAUACAUCGCGUGUUCAAAACGUUAUACGUAGUGGAUACCGUCCUCUUGGAAAAUGGCUACAAAAUGAACCAUCAACUGAAUCUACUGAUCAGUUGCAUUUACCUCUCCAUUCCCAUCCUAACAAAUGUUUUAUUAUGUUUUACUGCGGUGCUUCUAAUAUUAUCUGGCCAUCCUGUGUCCCAGCUUGGGGUGCUCGAUUUCGUAGUAUUCUUGCGAUCGUCACUGGCAUUCACUAUUUUCGGUACCUUUUCGUGCAUAGCUUUAACAUCAAUUUAUGUGCGUUUCAAGGCACUCAAUAACGUCAUUCGCAAGAAGUUUACCUCAAAUAUUUCGGAUUCUACUCUAACCAAAAACACUGAAGAUGACGCGAAUAUCAUCUCUAGCAUACGGUGUUAUGGAGAGAUACACGAAAAACUCUGUGAUGCGGUACAGGAUUUCAAUCACUGCUUUUCUUUGCAAAUACUGUGCAUGAUGGCAUCUGCGUUUGGAUUCACGCUAUUUUCUAUAUUCGGAAUUAUUCACGACUUUUCACAACUGACCGCCGAAAUGGACCAUAAUGUGACCUUCAAUAAUAUUGUGUAUGGUGCUAUCUACUUAUCGUUCAUUGUAACGGUAGUAAUCACUGGAAGUCUGGUAUCGAGUGAGGGCAAAAGGACAGCGGUGAUGGUACACAAAGCAAUAUGCUAUCAAUUCUAUGGAGAAGCAGUUAUUAAACAGAUAAAAUUCCUUUCACAACAACUGUCGAACAGCAAUUCUCAGGUUUCCUGUCUUCUUUAUGAUUUUCAGUGGAGUUUUCUUGUUUCGGUGAUUGCUUCUCUAGUAAUGCACAUUGUAAUUUUGGUUCAAUUUGACAUUGCAGAAAUUGCAAGUAAAGUAUGAAUCCAGCAGAACACUUAAUGAAUAAAUUAAAAUCUUUCUAUGAUAUUGCUUUUAAUGUGAAAAUUGUUUUAUGUUGUGUAAUGCGUUAGUAUCAGCCAACAGAAAGAUAGUCAUUGAAUGAAGGCGCUAUUGGAGUUGAGUUCAGAUUUCUUAAAAGGAAAAGGCUGUCAUUUAUCAACGUACGCCACAUUAAGCAUAGACGAAUACCAGGAAGAUUAAUGUGUCCCUGUGCCGAAGCAUGCGAGCAUCGCUGAAUCUCACAUCUAUUUACACAGGGCACACAGUGGGUUGCCAGCAAGGACAGAUCAUUUGAUAACAUCACAUUUCAGCUCAACGCAGAAGGGACGCUACAUCGAAAGACACAUUUCCUAUUGCAGAUGCACUAAACCCAUUGUAACGACGGAUCAAAGCCAUCCUGCAUUACUUCACAUAAAAUGCAACAAAUCGUCGUAUUGCUCUUCGUUGCAAGCGAAGCAGCAGCCCGGGAGCUGAGCAUCUGUAUUGCGUGCAUCUUAGAAAGGACAUUAGACCCGAGUAGCCAGUGAUGGCUGUUUCGUGGCUGACCUAAAAGAUGCUCUGACCGAACGGUUCUUACGCUUUAGCUGCUUUACUCGAAUGAACAUUCACAUUUCAAGAAAAGCAUGGCAGAGCUGAUACGCUAUCCGCACAAGUUAAUGGAAAUCUGCCAGCCCGAUCUGGGGCUGACAAAAGCGACAGGAAAUUCAUCACGUAGCAACGCUCCCUGAUCAACAUUCACCCAGUUCCUUUUGCACAAGGCGUGUGCAGAUGAUGGUUGCUAUGUUCGAUGCAAUUCAUCCCAAGCUGUCAAACCACAUCCGGACUAGUUGUCCUAGUUUGUCAUCUAUUAUACGAACCAGGAUUGCGGAAGUUCUUUUAUAGAGAAUAUUUUAUUCUUUUUCUGGUUAAUCUAGUGUUCUUGAA